AUGGAGCGGGUAUUGAGCGAUGGGGACGAGGGCCAGAGGAAUGUUGCAGCAACAAGAGGUGCAGAUGAAUCAGUAGAGAGGCUAUACGAGAGCGAAGAGCUACCGUCGUGGCAGAAGCAGCUGACGCUUCGAGCAUUCAUCGUCAGCUUUUUUCUGGCGCUUCCAUUCGCCGUCGUAAUGAUGAAGUUGAAACUGACAACUGGGAUAGUGCCUCCACUCAACAUCUUAGCUGGACUUCUCGGAUUCUUCUUCAUCAAGUCGGCAACCUCAUUUCUCGAGAAAUGUGGGUUUGCCAUGCAACCAUUUACUAGGCAGGAGAACUGCAUAAUACAAGCUUGCGUUAUCGCCUCCUCUGGCAUCGCCUGCAAUGGAGGCUUUGGAAGCUACCUUCUUGGUAUGAGUGAAGUCGCCAAACAAACUUCUAAAGAUGAUAACCCUAAUGAUACUAAGAAUCCUCAACUUUCGUGGAUGAUCGGGUUCCUAUUCCUUGUCACCUUUUUGGGACUCUUCACAGCUUUACCCCUUCGAAAGAUAAUGAUCAUUGACUACAGACUGACUUAUCCAAGUGGUACUGCAAUUGCUCAUCUCAUCAACAACUUUCACACUCGUGGAGAAAACCUAGCCAAGAAACAACUAAAAACUUUGAGGAAGUACUUCACAUUCUCAUUUAUCUGGGCCACAUUCCAAUGGGUGUCCACAUCAGAGUAUGCUUGCGGACUCCACGGUUUUCCUAUAUUUGGCUCAAAAGCGUAUAAUAAGAGCUUCUACUUUGAUUUCUCUGCAACAUAUGUUGGUGUUGGUAUGAUAUGUCCAUAUCUCACCAAUAUAUCAUUCCUUAUUGGCGCUAUCUUGUGGUGGGGCAUCAUGGGGCCACUGAUAGAGAAACGGAAGGGCGAUUGGUACCAUGGCGAAUCCCUCGACUCCCAUAACUUGAACGUUUACGCGAUCACUAUUGCCACGGCUAUGAUUCUUGGCGAUGGGUUUUACAACUUCGGUAAAAUCCUAAGCCACGUCCUACUCGACUUGUACCACCGAAUACGCAACCGCAAUGCAGCUCAAGCCCUUCCAGUUGGCGGCCGCAGCCCUACGCCUCUUGCCCUCUCCUACGAUGACCAGCGUAGAACCCUGUUUUUUCUCAAGGAACAAAUCCCCACUUGGGUUGGCAUUGUCGGCUACUUCACCCUUAGAUUAGUAGCUGCUACUAUUAUUCCUCACAUAUUCACCCCUCUAAAAUGGUACUAUAUUGUUGUCAUAUUUUUAUUUGCACCCGCGGUAGCCUUUUGCAAUGCCUAUGGAUCCGGCCUCAUGGCUUGGCCUUUAUCCGACUUUCACGGAAAAUUUGUAAUAUACGCGGUCAGUGCAUGGGUCGGAGCCUCCCACGGAGGUGUCCUAGCCGGGCUGGCCGCGUGCGGUGUGAUGACCAACUGUGUGUCCGCUUCCGCGGACCUGAUCCAGGACUUCAAGACCGGAUACAUGACCCUCGCGUCUCCGCGGUCUAUACUCGUCAGCCAGAUCAUUGGCACGGCUAUGGGGUGUGUCAUCUCACCCUGUGUCUUUUGGAUAUUCUACAAGUCCUCUGAUGGUCUUGGAGUGUAUGGCUCGCAGUAUCCAGCACCAUUAGCAACCUUAUAUCGCUACGUAGCUGUCCUUGCAGCAGAGGGGAAUUCGUCCUUGCCCAAGUUCUGUGUCGCCUUCUUCUUCGGGUUCUUCAGUGUGGCCAUUGUCAUCAAUGGUAUCCGGGAUGCGGUCGGGCCUAGAUGGGGGAGGUUCAUUCCCAUUCCCUUCGCUAUGGGGAUCUCGUUCAUUGCCGGGGCGAAUUAUGCAGUUGAUAUGUGCGUUGGGAGCUUGAUUCUUUUCAUCUGGGAACGGGUCAACAAGGUCGAGGCAGAUGCCUUCGCGCCCACGGUUGCUUCGGGAUUGAUUUGCGGUGACGGGAUGUGGACACUGGUGAGCGCGAUGUUGAAUAUGGGUGGCGUGAAACCGCCUCUUUGCAUGAGGUUUUUGCCAAGAAACGUGAGUGGAAAGGUGGAUAAAUUCUUGCGGGAACAUUGA
This is a messenger RNA of Salvia hispanica, 2052 nucleotides long. RefSeq names its product putative metal-nicotianamine transporter YSL7. Gene Ontology annotation, cellular component: membrane. The record is from RefSeq and is a predicted model, not a curated record. Gene Ontology annotation, molecular function: oligopeptide transmembrane transporter activity. Lineage: Eukaryota; Viridiplantae; Streptophyta; Magnoliopsida; Lamiales; Lamiaceae.